AUGGCCAAAACCAAAUUGGCCCCUCGGCAGACACAGUCGAUUCCAAAAUUGGAGCUGAACGCAGCAGUGCUAGGCGCUCGACUGGCCACAUACGUUGCAGACGCGCUACAAAUCUCUGGACUCAACAGGAUUUUCUUCACUGAUUCCAGUACUACCAGGAACUGGAUACGAGCCGUCGCUUCACAUUACAUGCCGUUCGUCAGCCACAGAAUCGGAGAGAUUCAAUCUCUCACCAACGCUAACGAGUGGCGCUUCAUUCCCGGGAAAAUGAACAUAGCAGAUGCUGCGACGCGGUCCCUAUUGACAGACGGAGAGCCAAUCCCACCGAGAUGGCUGGAAGGACCAUCUUUCAUCGCCUUACCAAUGGAGCAAUGGCCGAAGGAUUUGCCUUGGGUGGCAGUAGCAGCAGAGAAAAGAACUGCCCACAUCCACCACGCAAUUUCUGAGCCCCCUCUUCAAGAUUGGACAAAGGUGAUCAUCGAUUCGAAGAACAUCUCAACAUUCCUGAAGGUGGAAGGAGAUGCCAAGGAGAUUAUUUUAAAGUGCCAAAAGGAAGGAUUCCGUGAAGAAAUCAGUUUAUUGUCAAAGGGCAAGCAAAUCUCAAAGAAGUCAAGCCUCAUUCAAUUAACUCCUUUCUUAGACAAAAAUGGAAUUCUCCGACUGGGUGGACGGAUCCACCGCGCAAAGCUACCAUAUGAGAUUCUACACCCUCCAAUUCUGCCCGGAAAGCACCCACUUGCAGAAAAGAUAGUGACAGCAGUGCAUCAAGAGUCGCAUCACGCAGGCACUGACUUUCUCCAUGCCAAAAUUCGGCAACAUUUUUGGAUCCUGCAAGGACGAGAGCUGGCAAAGAAGAUCCGCUUCAACUGUGCCGUCUGUGUGAAAUCGCGUGCCAAACUCGCCACGCAAAAGAUGGGUGAUUUGCCAUCUGCUCGUCUCGAUUCUUACACGGCACCAUUCACGCACAUAGCUCUGGAUUAUUUCGGACCGAUCGAAACGUCAGCUUACAGGAACCGAGUAAUCAAACGGUAUGGCCUGUUAAUCACCUGUCUCGUCACCCGCAAUGUUUAUGUAGAAAUGGUGCAGUCAAUGUCAACACCAGAUUUUCUCUACGGUCUACGGCGUUUCAUCGGAGAAUUCACGAAGCCAACUGAAAUCUUCUGUGAUAACGGGACAAACUUUGUGGGAGCUGAGAAGGAGCUGGCCACAGCAUUUCGUGAGUUGCAAAAGGAAAAGUUAAGGAAAAGUCAUUUAUAA
Daphnia pulicaria is the source of this 1257-nucleotide messenger RNA. RefSeq lists its product as uncharacterized. Gene Ontology annotation, molecular function: nucleic acid binding. The transcript has a single exon. The record is from RefSeq and is a predicted model, not a curated record. Lineage: Eukaryota; Metazoa; Arthropoda; Branchiopoda; Diplostraca; Daphniidae. The coding region runs from base 1 to 1257 and encodes 418 amino acids.